Molecule: messenger RNA, 906 nt
Organism: Rotaria sp. Silwood2
Lineage: Eukaryota; Metazoa; Rotifera; Eurotatoria; Philodinida; Philodinidae
Source: the annotation of a GenBank genome assembly
AUGUUUUACCGUAUUUCGAUCCUUCUAGGUAUUUUAACACGCAAUGAAACGUAUACAUCUCCGAUGCUUUCAAUUCAUAUUUAUCGUCAAUCAUCAAAGAAAACUGCAGUAGAUUAUGCAAAAGCACAAUUUUCAAACAAGAAGAAGUUUGAUGGUCAGCUUGGUCCUCUGACUACAUUUAAAGAAGAACAUUUGUCUUCCGAUGAAACUGUUCUUAUGAUUCCAGUUGAGGAUGUUAUCAAUAUCUACUAUACGUCUGAUGUAAAGAAGAGUGUUAAAGCAGAGGAAUAUUCACAUCUUGUGCCUGUAGUUUCAGGAAAAGGAUGUUGUUGUAGCUGCUGUAAAAGUGCUCCACCACCAGUACGCCAAUCUGAAAUAGUGGAGGCAAAGAAUGCACAACGUGUUAUAACAAUACAUCUUCAAUAUUCAAAAUACAGUAAUUUGGAUACGGUAUCAAAUGCACGCAUUCUUCCUGAAUCAGAUCGUGCAGAAUUCUACAAGAAACAGUUUCGACCGUAUGAGCAAUUGCAGUUCUAUCUAGUUCGGAAUGCGGAGUAUGAUGCAACUAACUUUGAUCAAAAGAGAGAGCAAGCUGAAAAUCUUUGUCGUAUUAUUAUGCAGCUAAAGGGAAUGAAUGGUGGUGUUACUAAUAGUAGUGUGCGUCUUGUUACCAAAGAAGAUGUGGUGAUUCCUGCUGCUUCUCUACACUAUCCAAGUCCACAAGCGCUUCAGCAAAUAUUGAAUCAGCCGUAUGUGGGUAUCUUUGGUGAUGCACAUCAGGAGCGCUUACAUUCAAUUCAGACACAUCAAGAUUUUGGAACACAUGUACCAGUACCGGUAAGGACAACGGUUGUAACAAGGGCAGCAGUGCGACCAACAGAAACGCCAACAAAAAACGAUGACUAA